AUGGACUCUCAAGAUUUGAACGUAAACCCAGAUGGCUCAAGGUAUCCAGCCAGCGGUCAGCCAGGAGCCAAAGCUGAAGGCUUCAACGACUCAAAGAAUCACAAUGAAGAUAUGGAUGACAACCAGCAAGAUGAAGGUGAAGCCGACAUCGAAGAAUUUAUUGAAAUACUUGAAGAGCACUGUAAAAAUUGUGAAAAUGAAGGCAAAUAUGUCGAAGCUGAGAUGGCCAAAAACAGGAUAAAAGAACUCAAAGAGCAGAAAAAGCAAAUGGACUUGGAAGAGCUCAUGAACAGACAACAAAAUGAAAAUAUUGAGCUUGAAGAAACCCAUAUUCUUGAGUUCAAUAAUUUUAACCAGGAUUGGGACAAGAGAAUGAACGCUUUUCAGAUCCAUAGUUCCACCUUGAUCAAAGAUCUAGAGCAAAAGCAUAUCGCGAAGCAUGAGGAGUGGAAGGAAAGCCUUGAUGAGAAAAUCCCAGCUAAAUUCAAACCCUCUUCAGAGCUCCUUAAUCUGAGAAGGAUCCAAAUCAGCUUGGCCAAGCAGAAGGAGUAUAAGGAAGCUCAUCAAGUCCAGAUCCGAUCUCAGAAGCUUGAGAAAGAGGAGAAAGCUAGGUACGAGGAAGAGAGAAACGGCAAGAUCAUGAAGUCAGAAGAAAAGCUUUUCCAGCAACAAGAUAAUGAAAUGGAAGCUCUCAGAAAAAGAAUAAUUGCAGGCGAGAAUGAACAGAAGAAGCAACGUGCACUUGAGCUUGAGAGAAUGUUCCAAAGAUACCAGAACGUUAAAAAGGAGCUAGAAAACCAACAUAAGAUGGAAAGGAUUAGGCUUGAGAAGGGCCAGACAUUCGAUCCAAAUGCUAGCAAGAUGAGCAGAAUGUCUGCCAGACCAAAGACUGCUAGCUCUAGAGGAGGCCAAAGGUCCUCUGCAAAGAAACACAGAGCGGCUGCACCACCCAGCAAUACAGGAUAUGGAAGAUUUUAA
Messenger RNA from Moneuplotes crassus, 978 nucleotides. The record is from the annotation of a GenBank genome assembly. Lineage: Eukaryota; Ciliophora; Spirotrichea; Euplotida; Euplotidae.